CAACAGGGUGUCUGCACUGAACCACAGCUAACUACUUAUUCAAUUCUGCCUAGAUCUCUGCUGACAACUGGUAAAGCAGGAUUUAGAUUCUGUCCAAAACCUUUCAUUGUAACGAAUCAGUUGGAAGAUCACUAUUGGAAAGGAUCCCACCCAAUUUCCCAGUCCUAAAGGAGCCGUGUGUCUCUCUCUGUGCCUGGAGUCCGGGGGCAAAAUGCCAGGGCUCUUUUGGGGAGGCUGGAGGUCAGCCUUACUGAGCGCUCUCCGUGGCCUGGUGCCAGACCUGCAGUCUGAUGAGGAGUUUGGUCCAGAGGUUUCUGAACGACAUGUGAGACAGCAGAAGAGGAUCAAUGAGUCACUUCUACUUUUUGCUGCUAAAGAAAAUAGAGACCAGGAUAUUUUUAAACUUGCUCAUUGUCCUUCAUUUAACCCUUUGGAAACAGGCAUACUGGGGGAGACAGCAUUGCAUGUAGCCGCUGUGUACAAUGCCAACAGGGCGGCAAUCGCUCUCCUUGAUGUGGCUCCUGAACUCAUGAACAUUUCAAUCUCAGGCGAGCUCUAUGCAGGAGAAACAGCCCUUCACAUUGUCGCAGCGAAUGGGAAUGUGCAGCUGGUGAAAGAACUGAUAAGUCGCCAAGCUGAUGUAGUCACACCUCGUGCCACUGGGACAUUCUUCAGGAAAGACAGCAAGAGCAUCAUUUACUAUGGUGAGCAUGUGCUGUCCUUCGCGGCUUGUGUUGGGAAUGCAGAGAUCGUCCGGUUUCUGAUUGAAAACGGGGCAGACAUUAGGGCACAGGAUUACCUCGGUAACACGGUUCUGCAUGUUCUAGUGCUCCAGCCUAAAAGGCCCUUCAUCCCACAGAUGUACGAUACAAUUCUAUCCUAUGACAAGGCACAGAAUGAGCCUGCAGUUGACAUGAUCGUCAACAGGAAUGGACUGACUCCCAUCAAGCUGGCAGUGGUCGAAGGAAACAUUCAGAUGUUCCAGCACCUAUUGCAGAGGAAGGAGCACAAUGUACACCGACCCUAUGGCCCUCUGAUCAGCACUUACUAUGACCUCUUGGAGAUCGAUUCAUGGAAUGAUGACCUCUCUGUGCUGCAGCUGGUGAUUUCCAGCAAAAACAAGGAGGCCCUAAAGAUCUUUCGUCUAUCCCCUAUGAAGGAGCUCCUCCGAUUAAAGUGGAAUAGCUACGGAAUGUAUUAUUUCCGACUUCUGGCAUUCUUGUACCUUGUCUACAUCACCAUCUUCACCUUCUGCUGUGCCUACCGCCCACUUAAACCAAGGCCCGAAAAUGCCACCAAUGAGAGAGACUCCAUGUUGUAUGUUGAGAGAACACUGCAGGAAAGCUAUGUAACUUAUGAAGACCGUGUGCGAUUGGUGGGUGAGAUUGUCAGUGUGCUUGGAGCAGUCAUCAUCGUUCUAUUGGAGAGUCAUGACAUAUUGAGGUACGGACCUAAGGAAUACUUUGGAAAAACUGCCCUGGGUGGACCUUUCCAUCUCAUCAAUAUCUGCUAUGGAGUGCUAGUGUUGGCUGUGCUCGUGUUAAGGCUGACAUCAAUGCCUGGAGAGACCAUCCCCAUGUCCUUUGCACUUAUCCUUGCCUGGUGUAACCUCAUGUACUUCGCUCGAGGUUUCCGCUUGAUGGGACCAUUCACCAUCAUGAUCCAGAAGAUGAAACGGAGGAAGGAAGAUCAAACGAAGAAUCAGACCCUGAUCAUAUUCGAGAUUAUCCUGCCCUACUUGGUGUUGAUGCUCAUUCUGAUUCUGGCUUUCACAUGCAGCGUCCAUCUGUCAUUCCAAAUCUUGGACCCUGCAAAGUGGGAACGCUUUGUGGAUUUCAGCACCGUCCUCUUCAACAUCUACCUCCUCUUCUUCGGCCUCGUUAACAUGCCCCUGAACUGGGAGGUGAUCCAGCCUGAUAUGGCCCGCUUCCUCUACGCUGUUUAUACCCUGCUGGCUUUCGUCAUCACGGUGUUCCUCGUCAUCCACAUUAUGGGUGAACUGAUUCGCCGAGUGUCAAAGCAACAUGAUGACCUCUGGAGGGCACAGGUUGCGUCCACAACGCUACUGCUUGAACGUCGACUCCCAAGAUGCCUGUUUCCUCGUCUGGGAAUCUGUGGAAAGGAAUAUGGACUCGGUGAUAGUUGGUAUCUCCGAGUGGAUGACAGAAAUGAUAAUGCUGCCCUGCAAAUCCAUACUUACAACGAAGAUGUGGAUGCCAAAGGAUGUGACGGAAGACUGAAGAAAGGAGGGACAUUGGAUAAGAGUGAGAGGUGGCACCGGCCACGCCAGGGUUGGCAGAUGGUGCGGCACAGAAAGAUGGGUCAGAAUUGUCGUGACCUUUACAAUGAGAGCAACUCUGAAUCCUGUCUUAUUUAAUGUCGCAAAGAUAGCGAUCCUUCACAUCAUCUUGUUCCAGUGCCAGAUAGCAACUGCUCGUAGAUCGUAGACAAACCAACAAUUUGGUCCCGAUCUUAGCUUUACUUUCUGUAGAUUAUUCAGCUCAAGAUGACCCCAUUGAAUUUUUGUUUAAUGUAAACUAUAAGAUCCAAAGUAUUUUUCUCAAAGUUUUUGAGAGGCUCCCAUUCCCCAUUUAUUGCUGUGAGUAUAAACACUCCUUACGAUUGCUGCUUAAAUUUCCAACUUCGCAGAGUUCUAAAAAAUAUUCCAUCAUGCGUAUUUUACAUACACCAAUGACACAAAUGUCCCUGCUCACCCCUUGCUCAGAAAGGGUACAGAAUGCUAAAUGGCAGCAGCAUAUACUUUCGGUGUUGCUGAAUGACUGACGCAGCGCUGUGCCCAAUCCUCAAUAUUGAUGCUUCGGGCCAGAUUUUAACAUUCCCUCGAGUGAGUGAGUUUUGACUGUCUUAAAAUCAGGGUCAAAUUAAACUGGGCUUAUGUUACAGAAAGAAAAAUGCUCAGUCUCUUCCCUGUAGAUUGGUUUCUUCACAGAGUGACCACCAUCUCAACUCAAACUGUCAGGGAGAUAAUGGCAUAGAGCACAGGGAAGCAGACGGUUAAAUUGGGAAUGUCACCAUUCUGGCACUUCCUGACCUCCGUCCCCACGGCCCUAAUUGGAUUUCCGAUUGGCUGUUACAUAAUCCCCAAGUGUUUAAAUUAAACUAUUUCUGCACUCGGAGACAGGCUCAAAGUCAAGGGGAUAGGGACAGGUGGAAGAGAAGUAACCCUUCACAUGAACUCUAUCAGAUAAUUAGAUCUUGACAGAGGACUGAGAGUUUCACUCUGAGCCUAAUCCGCACCAUACUUUGCCAGGGAAUGAUGAGGCGGUGUAGAAAGGGUUUUAUUUCACAUCUAACAGCGUGCUGCAUACAAAAUGACUUAGCAUUUACAUGACAGAGGCAGACCAUUCGGUCCAUCUGGUCCAUGUUGGUGUUUAUGUUCCACAUGAGACUGCUGCAACUGGAUUUAUCUACUCCCACCCACCUCCCAUACCCUCACUUCAUUAUCAGGUAUACACAAAACCUCUGUGGUGCUCUCUGCUUCAAACCCUCCACAUAGCAGCAGGCUCCCCAUUCUAACCACUCUCUAACUUCAAUUUUAACAACUCCUCAUCCAAUCAGACUGCUGUGUUGCUUGUUGGGGUGGGUUGGGGAGGUGUGGGCUUUUGUUACCAUGCCGUGUCCACUUGCUGGCCUGACUUCCAUUCCAAGCAUCUGCAGUUCCCAUUAUCUCUCCCAUUCCAAGCAGACAAGGGGCCUGCUUUACAUCUGUGCCAGGGCAUGUCCUACGCUGAGUAUGACCCAACCGGCAAAAGGAAAUGGGAGCCACAAACAGGUCAAAUGAGAAUAAAGGAGACAGUUCAAGAUCUCUUUGUGGGAGAACAAGAAGCAGCAGUGCCCUACCCAGCUGCUGUAAACAGACCAAGGGCCCUACCCAACACUGGACAUCCCCCAUCCAGGAUGAAAAUUCCCUAUUCCCAAAUACAGCUUUACACGCUGAUUCCUAGUCCGUAUACAGGCUCUCUCUCCAACCCAACACCCUGGGCCCGUCCAAAACUGAUCUCCAACAAUUUAAGUACUUCUGAUGAUUGAUUCCAGAUCCCUGCAGAUGGCUUCUACUUGCAAAGCCAGUGACCCUCUUUGCCCAGAUACAACUCUAUGACCAUCUUAGUGGAUAAGUGGAAUGGAGGCUAUUAUCAAUUCAUUAUGUGUUCUUAUUGAAUGGCAGUGCAAGCUUUUCCGCUCCUAAUUUUUCAGUUUGUAGAUUCUCCAUUCACUGCCUGCUUUGCACAAUGUGAUAUUGGCCAUGCCUUUGUCCACAAGGUGAAGCACAAUGCGAAGGGCAGCACUAACUCGCAGUGUGCUAGAUGGGCUGAGUGGAAUUGCAGCAGGAAGGUGCUUCCUUGAGACAGCUGCCUAACUCUGUUGUGGCACUGUACUCUCCAAUGGGCAAAGACUUAAGCCAGUCACCUUCUGUAAU
Molecule: messenger RNA, 4438 nt
Organism: Stegostoma tigrinum
Lineage: Eukaryota; Metazoa; Chordata; Chondrichthyes; Orectolobiformes; Stegostomatidae
Product: transient receptor potential cation channel subfamily V member 6-like
Exons: 16
Coding region: 212-2377 (721 amino acids)
Biological process (GO): calcium ion import across plasma membrane
Cellular component (GO): membrane
Molecular function (GO): calcium channel activity; protein binding
Source: RefSeq, a predicted model, not a curated record